Effrenium voratum is the source of this 1098-nucleotide messenger RNA. The record is from the annotation of a GenBank genome assembly. Lineage: Eukaryota; Dinophyceae; Suessiales; Symbiodiniaceae.
AUGCAUGACAUCGAAACCCUCGUAAUUGGCGCCGGCGUGAUCGGUCUCGCGAUCGCCCGGGCGCUGGCACUAAAGGGCCGCGAUGUCAUGGUUCUGGAACAGCACAACCUGAUCGGUUCCGAGACCAGCGCCCGCAACUCCGAGGUCAUCCACGCCGGCAUUUACUAUCCGACAGGCAGCCUGAAGGCGAAACUCUGCCUGGAGGGCAAGCAUCGACUCUACGAAUUCUGCGCAGAAAACGGCGUUGAUCAUCAACAGAUCGGCAAACUGAUCGUUGCCUCCUCUCCUGAACAGCUUCCGGAACUGGAACGGCUGCAGAAGAAGGCAAUCGAGAACGGCCUGCAUGAUCUGGUGUUUUUCGACCGGAAGACACUGAAACAGACAGAACCGGAACUCGCCUGCUGCGGCGCUCUCUGGUCACCCUCGACCGGAAUCAUCGACAGUCACGGCUUCAUGCUCGCAUUGCAGGGCGGGCAUGAAGCGCAUGGCGGCCAGGUGGUGCUCAACAGCAGGGUCAUCGGGAUCGACCAGAUCACAGACGGGUACCGCCUGCUGGUCGAUACUGGAGACGGACAAACAGCCUCCCUCACCUGCCGGGAACUGAUCGUGUCAGCAGGUCACGGAUCGCCGGGCCUGAUGGAAGGCUUUGCCAGCGCAGACGCACCAAAUCCCUUUCUGGCAAAGGGAAACUAUUUCAAACUCCAGGGCAAGGCACCGUUUUCGCAUCUCAUCUAUCCCGCCCCCGAACCGGGCGGUCUCGGUGUCCACCUGACACUGGAUCUACAGCACCAGGCCCGCUUCGGACCGGACGUGGAAUGGGUGGAACCUUUCGACUACGAGGUCGGUCCGGAACGCGGCGAAAAAUUCUACGCAGCGAUCCGAAGCUACUGGCCCGACCUGCCCGACAACGCGCUGAUACCGGACUAUUCCGGCCUCCGUCCCAAAAUCGUUGGCCCUGGCGAACCAGCCGCCGACUUCCGGAUCGACGGCCCCGAGACACAUGGGCUGGAAGGUCUUGUCGCGCUCUACGGCAUGGAGUCGCCCGGUCUGACCUCAGCACUGGCAAUCGGAGAUGAGGUGGCAAGGCGGCUCGAUUGA